AAAAAAGAAAAAAGAAAAAAGCAAAUUCCUUUUCUCCUAUCGACAAUGCAUUGAUCCUCUGUUAUGUCAAAAAUUCUUUGAGGGACAAGGAAGAAAGUUCAAGGUUAGGAAUGAGAAAUGGAUACAAUUAAUCCAUUCAAAGACCAACCUCAUCAUUUUCCCUUGAGGAAGUUAUUACUUUUGGCUUUGUAUGCUCUUCUCCCUAUAAUAUUUCUAUUUCACUUAAUUGGGCCUCUCUCUCUUUCUCAAACUAAACAUUCACUAAUCGUCACCACCUCUUCUUCAACUCCACCAAAAGAAGUGGGAAAUGAUAAUGUCGAAAUUUCAUGUGACUAUAGCGAUGGCAAAUGGGUUCAUGACAAAUUAGGCCCUUUAUAUACAAAAUGUGGUACGGUAAAAGAAGGACAAAACUGCAUACCACAUGGAAGAUCUGAUAAAGGCUAUCUUUAUUGGAGAUGGAAGCCAAAAAAUUGUCAACUUCCCAGGUUUGACCCAAAAUCUUUUCUACAAAUUCUCAAGAACAAGAAUUUAGCCUUUGUUGGUGAUUCCUUGGCUAGAAAUCAAUUGGAGUCAUUACUCUGCUUGUUAGCCACAGUUAGUCCUCCUAAUUUAGUCUUUAGUCAUGGUGAGGAUAAUAAGUUUAGGAAAUGGCAUUUUCCUUCACACAAUGUGAAUGUAUCAAUAUAUUGGUCACCUUUUCUCGUUAAAGGUAUAGAAAAAUCAGACAAGAAAAACUAUAAUUCUCUAUUUUUGGACUCUGUGGAUGAGAAAUGGGCUUCUGAUUUAGGGCAAUUGGAUAUGAUUAUUUUAUCAGUGGGACAUUGGUUCUUGCAUUCAGCAGUGUAUUACUAUGGGGACUCAGUACUAGGUUGUCAUUACUGUUCUGGUCAGAAUUACACUGAAAUUGGAUUUUAUGAUGUUUAUGGCAAGGCAUAUCGGACUACUCUUAAGACAAUAAUUGAGAGGAGAGGCAAUAAUAAUAAGGGCAAUGGAGGGGUACUUGAUGUGAUUGUGACAACAUUUUCACCAGCACAUUUUGAAGGAGAGUGGGACAAGUUUGGGGCAUGUCCUAAAACAAAGCCUUAUAAUCCAGAGGAGAUAAAGCUCGAAUGGAUGGACGCGCAGAUGAGGGAAACAACGAUAAAUCAAGUGAAUGCUGCAAAAAAGGAAGCUGAGAAUCUGUCUAAUGUAAGAAUUGAGGCAGUGGAUGUAACAAAAUUAGCAUUACUAAGGCCAGAUGGUCAUCCUGGACCUUAUAUGCAUCCAUUUCCAUUUGCUAAUGGGAUCGAGGAACGCGUACAGAAUGACUGUGUUCAUUGGUGUUUGCCAGGUCCUAUUGAUACAUGGAAUGAGAUUUUACUGCAAGUGAUCAAGAAUUUGACAGGUUAAUUUAGUAAACAAUGUUUACUAUAUAUGAUCUCUGUGGUAUUUUUUCCAGAUUUCUGCCCAUUGGGUGUUUUUUAUUCCCAAGAAAGAGGCUAUCAAUGACCGUUAGAGUUGAUUAAAAUGUGUUUGUUUCUAUUUGCUAGGACAGAAAAAUGUGAAUGCAUAGAUGAUUUGAUUUUGAAGAAAUGUAGAAUCUAGAUCUUUGGUCUGUCUAUUAUGACUUAUUUGCAAUUAAGCCUCAGAUUUGUAAUCGAUUCAGUUCGCCAUAACUAUAAGUUGGUAACAUUUUAAUACCA
Molecule: messenger RNA, 1682 nt
Organism: Nicotiana tabacum (common tobacco)
Lineage: Eukaryota; Viridiplantae; Streptophyta; Magnoliopsida; Solanales; Solanaceae
Product: xyloglucan O-acetyltransferase 1
Cellular component (GO): Golgi apparatus
Molecular function (GO): O-acetyltransferase activity
Source: RefSeq, a predicted model, not a curated record